This is a messenger RNA of Venturia canescens, 4670 nucleotides long. RefSeq names its product organic cation transporter 1-like. NCBI's taxonomy places the organism in Eukaryota, Metazoa, Arthropoda, Insecta, Hymenoptera, Ichneumonidae. Bases 2436 to 4541 code for a protein of 701 amino acids. The record is from RefSeq and is a predicted model, not a curated record. Gene Ontology annotation, cellular component: membrane. Gene Ontology annotation, molecular function: transmembrane transporter activity. Gene Ontology annotation, biological process: transmembrane transport. The transcript is spliced from 11 exons.
AAGAGCGGCGCGCAGUCCCUUGCACGUUUGUUUCACUUUGAGUUCGCGACAAAAGCUACUUACUCCGUGUACCCGAUAGAGCAAAUAUUAUAAAAAUACGAAUAAUAAACAAGCGUUUAAAUAAGCCUAGAAAUCGAGAAUUUUUUUCAACUGAAAUAUCCUCGGGGCGCGUCGAAAGCCCGAAAAAUCUUAAGCCCAAGAACGAAUGGCGGGAAAUUAGUAAGAGGAGAGAAAAACAAGAGACUGAGGGUAAUAAUUGGAGAAUAAAUUGUAUCCGAAAAGGCAAGAGCGCCCGGUAAAAGGGAGAUUGUUGCUCACGCGAAUUCGAUGACCACCCGAGCAUCGCUCCAGGCGAUUCAAUAUUCCCGGAAGAAACGAGAUGGAAGGUUAAAACGGAAGUAGCGCAAGCACGACGGAUGUGUCAGGGAAGAGUCUCAUUCUCUCGAGUGUCGUGUUCGUGGGUGUGUAAUACGCGCGUUCAGUGAAAGGGGACCGUUGAAGAGUCGUUUUCGUCGACGCAGAGGGAGACGAAUAAUCCUCCUACGUUGUCGCACACUCGCCUGCACGGCUCCGCGGAUUCGUGCGCGCCGAUACACAUUUGCCUGCGUUUUGAGCGGCGCCGCUGCGCGGGAUCCCACCGAGCAGGCGAAACACCGUUUCUCCGAUCGCCCCUGCGGCCCCGGAAAAUCGUAACUUCUGUCGAGCCGCGGCUCGACCUCGGCGGGCGAAUAAAGCAUCGACUCCUCGGCUCGCGCACCGGAAGUUGUGCCUCGAGACCCAAACAAGUGGAUUUUUCGCUGCGACGGGAAUGAAGAACUCUCGUAAAUCCCCCCCGAGUGGGAGCCAGCAAUUUUUUUUCGCUGGCACGAUCCGUCGGGUGUGAAGCUCACGCUCCGACGCGGCAAAUCCGUUAAACAACGUGUUCAGCUACGAAUUUGAGUGGUGCGCGCUCCUUCGAACUCCUUCAAAGUUGCACACUUUGUAGCAGCGACUCCCGAGCCUCGGUUUACUCUCGACUCCCCAAAGUUUCCUCUCGUCCGCUCGUCCGCCGAGGGUCCAGGAGACGGAGCAGAGGGGCACGUGCUUCGGGAGGGUCGCAGUGAGCCUGCAGAGAGAGGGACACCAGCCGGGCACUGUUCCCGAUGAAAGUUCGAGUUUUCCAUGCUUUUGGUACACUCUUGUUGCACCAGCGUCGUUAAAACGCCGAGAAUUUUCCUUCCGAAGAGAGUGAUAGUCUCUCAACGUGAAUGAGAUUAAAUUUAACCCCGGGCUCAUAGAUAACGAAGCGGUGAGUAAAAAAAACGUCUCCGAAGAUGCUAGAAGCUACCGUGAGAGCGGAAAUCUGCGCUGGUAAUGGCUGACGAUUAGCGACGCGGAGGUGAAAAAUCAACGGGAGGAUCAUGUGAUCGCGUUAACUUUAACGCCGCGAUAUUGAACUAGUUUGACGAGCCGAGUGCGACCAAUCGCAGAGCGGUGUGAGAAUAAAGCGCGUUCGCAGUUUUAAAGGAGCUUGCGAAUCGAGGCAUCGAAGACGUUCGCAGGGAGGGUGAAGAGACUGAAAAAAUGCUGAAACUUUGUUCGCGUCAAUGACGAUAAAGAAUAAGCAACAAUAAUAAUGCGCCAGGGAGUGAAAUAAAGUUUCAACGCGAUUGGCAGUAAUCGCGGUUCGUGAUUAAAAACGAUAAGGCGGAGGGGAGGCCGGGAGGGGAGAUAUGAAAGAAGAUGUUUUCAGGUUGGAGAGAUCAGUGAAUUAUCGGUGGACCGUUAAUGUGCGGGGCUAAGUGAAAUAAGAAGAACAAGGGAAUCGAAGAAAAAUCCGCUGGCGAUUGAAGCGCGAGAUUUCUCCGUCGAUUUUUUAAGUGCCAUCGGAAAAAAACGUACUUGAAGAUUAUUCAUGCACGGAGUAAUAGUGUCGAAAGUGAUAAAAAGGAGAUAGAGAAAGAGAGAGAGAGAGAGAGAGCGAGUGAGCGGAGUGUAGAGUCGUUGACGAAAGAGCGCGAGUGUGCAUUUAUCAAUUGAACCGUAAAUCACGCAGUACGUACGCAGAAGCGUGUACGACGCGUGCCUUAAUCCGGAGAGAAAAAUAACAAAAAGAUACUCGAAAGACGGAAGUUGCGUUCGACUGGUCGGCCUGCCGGAGCGAAAAUCGUAAUGGAUUUAUCGUAAAAUGUCGAAUAAGCAGCGCGAUCCUCAUCGAUCGUUGACGUUCAACGCCACUCGAACCCCGCGCAAUCCGAACUGUCCGCUUGGACCCGUUUGCUCACCAAUAAGAAGGAGAAAAGCAAAGUAUCCAUCGGACAAAUCGGCGAUCGACGAUGCACCACGGCAAUGCCCUGCUGUGAUUUUAUUCAGGAUCGUAAAAGGGACUUGUCCAACGAAACAGCCCCGAAUCGUUCAGAGGCGAGGGCUCACAGACCUCUCGUACUCGAACUACAAUGAGCUCCAUAGACUUUGACGAGGUGCUCGUACACGUGGGAGAAAAGGGACGAUACCAAAACAUCAUGUACUAUCUUCUUUGCAUUCCAGCUACUUUGCCGGCUGCCUUUCUCGCCUUCUCACAAGUCUUCGUGAGCGCGACGCCAGAGCACUGGUGCCGAAUACCCGAAUUAGAGAACAUCACGGGUCUGAUGAGCCUGGAGGAGAGGAAAGCUCUGUCCCUGCCAUACACGACGAAGACUGAUGGGAGGCGGCGUUAUUCAAAGUGUUACAUGUACGAUGUUAAUUACACGGCGAUACUGGAGAAUUGGCUCUCGAAGUCGUCGAUGGCGUUGAGCGAGAGCGACAGUUUGAGCGUCACCUCAAUAUUGGACGGGCGAAUACCCGGGAUUCAGUACAUGACCUCGCCGCCUACGGAGGCAACGGUCACCAGUGGUCCUUGGUCCACGUACGCUGGACGACUUCCGGCACCCCCUGUCAGUAACCACGAUUGGCCGAUCACUAAAUGUCGCUACGGUUGGGAAUACGACAGGAGAGACUACGACAGCACCCUCGUCACCGAGCUAGACCUCGUAUGCGACAACAGCUGGUUACCAUCCACAUCGACGACUUUCUUCUACGUGGGAAGCCUCUUCGGUAACGUCGUGUUUGGAUGGAUAGCCGACAAGUGGGGCAGAAGAACGGCCUUCUUUGCCAUCUUAUUCCUCGAGGUCAUUUUCUCCAUCGCGACGAGCUUCAGUUCCGAUUACGUCGUAUACACAGCACUCAGGACCGUUAAUGGCCUCUUCUUCCCCGCCAUUUACCAGAUUCCCUUCAUUCUUGCCUUGGAACUAAUGGGCCCAAGGUACAGAACGUUCGCUGGGAUGGUGAUCUGCAUGUUCUUCGCCACGGCGAUGUGCCUUCUCGCCUUAUUGGGCUACUUGCUGAGAAAUUGGUACUCGUUGUCCCUCGCGACGUCCGUUCCGUUCGUACUUUUGUUCAGCUAUUGGUGGAUCAUUCCUGAAUCACCGAGAUGGCUGCUGAGUAAAAAUCGAAUCGACGAGGCCGAGGUAAUCGUGCAGCACAUGGCCCGGGUCAACGGCCGCACAGUCCCGACGAAUUUUUUAAGAAAAAUGGAAAUGGAGAUACUGAAGAAACAAGGGAUCUCCUGCAAUUGCAGAAAUUCGAGCGAGCUCUCGGUCGACCUUGAGAACGAGGACAGGCCGCCUCCGCCCUCGGCGACCCCGAUGGACCUCAUUAGGAAUCCAAAUAUAAGAAAAAAAUUUUUCAUACUCGCUUUCGACUGGGUCGCAAACGCGGUUGUUUACAAUGGCCUCUCUUACAACACUACGAAUUUAGGAGUUUCCGAUUACCUCGCCUUCUUCAUUGGUGGAAUAGUCGAGAUACCAUCUUACGUAAUCACCUGGUACGCGAUGGACAGAAUAGGGAGACGGUGGGUCCUCUGCUCGACGAUGUUGCUCGGCGGAGUCGCUUGCGUUUCUUGCAUGUUCGUCCCAGAAGAUGCUGUUUGGGUGACGGUUUUGUUGGCGAUGAUUGGCAAGUUCGGAAUCGCCGCAUCCUUCGCUGUUUUCUACGUUUUCGUUGGUGAACUGCUGCCCACGGUGCUGAGGUCCCAGGCCAUGGGAAUCGCCUCCUUCAUCGCCGGCAUCGGACUCCUCACCUUUCCUUACAUCGUCCACUUGGCCGUGUACUCCAGGGUGCUGCCUCUCAUCGUCAUGGGAUCUUUGAGCGUCGCUGGUGCUCUCACUUCGGUUUUCUUACCGGAAACACUCAACAUACACUUGCCUCAGACGAUCGAAGAGGGCGAACAGUUCGGCGCUGACUUCAAACUCUGGUCGUGCCCGAUGAGACCGACGAACGCGAGGAUGCGUCGACAACGCGAUUCCCUGCCCCUGAGAUUUCUUCUCAACGGACGGCCCGGGAGCCGUGCGACGGUCGGUGAAAUAGGAAACGCAGAAUCAACGUCGCAGCAACUGCGACAACGGGACGAAUCCCCCAACGACGACGAGGAAACGCAUAACUUAAAUACCACGCAAAACGACUCCGACAACGGUCUCGAGCUCGACAGCACAGAAGAUUCCAAAAUUUCGAAACUCCUCAAAUGACAAUUCACGAUUCCAAGGAACUAAACAUUCUUAUGAUUAGCCGACAACCAAAACUUUGUAUUAUAAUAUCAGUAUAGGCACGCAUUGUAUUUAUUUUUUUCCAUUCAUUAUAAUUUACUUUCUUUCUAA